Fulvia fulva is the source of this 1104-nucleotide messenger RNA. RefSeq names its product Hydroxymethylglutaryl-CoA lyase, mitochondrial. The coding region runs from base 1 to 1104 and encodes 367 amino acids. Gene Ontology annotation, molecular function: hydroxymethylglutaryl-CoA lyase activity. The record is from RefSeq and is a predicted model, not a curated record. Lineage: Eukaryota; Fungi; Ascomycota; Dothideomycetes; Mycosphaerellales; Mycosphaerellaceae. Gene Ontology annotation, biological process: L-leucine catabolic process; ketone body biosynthetic process. The transcript has a single exon.
AUGGAGCCAUGUACAGAAUCCAGAGAAGCUGUCAGAAUCGUCGAAGUUGGGCCUCGAGAUGGACUUCAAAACAUGAAGAAGGCCGUUUCAACGGAAACGAAGAUCGAGCUCAUAUCAAGACUCCGGAAGACUGGGUUGACCUCCAUCGAGCUCACGUCCAUCGUGUCACCCAAAGCAGUGCCGCAACUUUCUGAUGCUCAACUGCUGCUAGCUGCCCAGCCCAUCCAGGAGUUGCUACGUGAUGGCAACACUCGGCAUCCCGUCCUGGUCCCGAAUAUGAAAGGCCUGCAGAUCGCGAUCAGCCAGGGUGUACAUGAAGUCGCAGUCUUCGUCAGCGCAAGGGAAGCUUUCAGCCGAGCCAAUAUCAACUGCUCGGUGAUCGAAGGCCUGGACAGGGCACGGAAGGUUGCCGAGCGCGCUAUCGAGGCUGGCAUGAGUGUUCGUGGAUACGUCAGCUGCAUUUUUGAAUGUCCAUUUGAGGGCACAUCGACAGAAGACUGCGUUCCCGCUGUUGUUCAGGAAUUGCUGGACAUGGGCUGCUACGAGGUCAGCCUGGGUGAUACCAGCGGGGUCGGAACUGCGAGGGAUGUUAGCCAUCUUCUAGAAGUUUUGAAGGCAGCCAAAAUACCGAUCACUACGCUUGCGGGUCACUUUCAUGACACUUAUGGUCAAGCUACAAGUAACGCCUGGACGGCAUAUCAACAUGGCAUGAGAGUCUUUGACAGCAGUGUUGCUGGGCUCGGUGGCUGCCCGUAUUGUCCGGGAGCUAAGGGCAACGCUGCGACCGAGGAUCUGGUGUACCUCUUUCAAAGAGCUGGCAUCGAGACCGGCAUUGAUCUGGACGCUCUUGCCGAAGUUGGUAGCUGGAUCACGGCGGAACUCGGUACUGCCAACCAAAGUCGUGUGGGAGAAGCGCUGGCCGGAAACCUCAAAGGCUCAAAAGCAGCCGGGCCGCAUUCCAGACUAGCUUUGAGGCGACCAUCUACGGUCAGAAAGCAUGCACGACAGGCGUCUAGUGGUGGCUUGAAGAUCGAGGCCGUGUGGCUUGGCUGCCAUUUGCUCUGGCGGAGCAGACAUAAAUUUGCAAUGCCACUGCAAUUCUGA